GGUUAUAUGAUAUGCUUGCAGCCAAACAUAGCCAAUAGCGUCCAAAAACCAUUUGGGGGUGUUCACUUGUCAGGAGUAGAGACAAUACUGAACCCCUAAAACUUAACCGAACACGACAAUGGAAGUCCCCGAUGCUAGAAACCAUGCCGCGAAACGCAAACGGGACGACGUCGUAUCGCCGUCGCCGUCGAUUAGUCUAUCGAACGGAAACGAUGCCGGAUACGACCUCUCUCUCCUGGAAGCCAUCGAGAAAUCCCAAAGCGCAGUUGAAAUGCUGGACCUCAAAACCCUAAAGAAGCUAGUCCUCUCCUUCGAGCGCCGGCUCAAGGACAACAUCGAGGCCCGGCUCAAGUACCCGAACCAACCCGACCGGUUUGCCGACUCCGAAAUCGAGCUCCAUGAGGAGCUUCAGAAGCUCAAGGUACUCGCCGGAGGACCCGAGCUCUAUCCGGACCUCGUCGCUUUAAACGCAAUCCCUUCCAUCCUCAACCUUCUCGGCCACGACAACACCGACAUUGCCGUCGACGUCGUUCAGCUGCUUCAGGACUUGACCGACGAGGACGUCCUCGACGACAACGACGAGCCCGCCGUCGUUCUCGUCGAAGCCCUUUUGGAGAACAACGUCCUCGAGCUCUUGGUUCAGAAUCUCCACCGGCUUUCCGAUUCCGAUUCCGAUCCCGACGAGAUGGCGGCCGUUUACAACACGCUCGCUACCAUCGAGAAUCUGAUCGAGGUCAAACCGGCCGUCGCUGAGAUGGUCUGCGAGAGGACCAAAUUGCUUAAAUGGCUUCUGGGGAAGAUUAGGGUUAGGGAGUUCGACAGCAAUAAGCAGUACGCUUCGGAAAUCCUGGCGAUUUUGCUGCAGAGCAGCACGGCCAACCAGAAGAGGCUUGGGCAGAUGAAUGGCGUCGAUGUGUUGCUUCAGGCGGUGGCCAUGUACAAGUCUAAGGAUCCAAAGAACCCGGAUGAGGCCGAGAUGUUGGAGAAUCUGUUUGACUCUUUGUGCUGCUUGUUGAUGCCGUUGGAGAACAAAGAGAGGUUUGUGAAGGCUGAAGGUGUGGAGUUGAUGAUUAUUAUCAUGAAGCAGAAGAAAUCGGCUUAUGGGUCGGCCAUUAGAGCGCUUGAUUUUGCUAUGACCAAGUACCCGCCGGCUUGUGAACGUUUUGUUGACGUUUUGGGGUUGAAGACCGCAUUUGCUGCAUUUAUGGGUAAGAUUCCCACAAAUAAGAAGAACAAGAAAGAGCGAUAUCAAGAAGAGUUGGAAGAGCGUAUUGUCUCUCUGAUUGCAUCUUUAUUUGGUGGAAUAAUGAGGGGUUCUAGAAGGGAAAGAUUGCUUAGCAAGUUUGUGGAAAAUGAAUGUGAAAAGAUAGAUCGGCUUAUGGAACUCUAUUUGAGAUAUUCUGAAAGGGUUAAAGCAGAAACUGAGCGGAUAAAGCAGCUUGAACUUGAUUAUUUAGAGAUGGAUGAAGAGGAAAAGUACAACCGGAGGCUAGAAUCUGGGCUUUACACUCUUCAGUUGAUUGCUAUUAUUCUGGGUCAUCUUUGGUGCUCCGAGCAUGCUCAAAUGAGAGCACGAAUUGAACUACUUCUGAAGCAGCAAAAACUCACCAAGAAGAAUAUUAAGGAUAUACUUCAGGAAUAUCAUGACAACAUAGGUGAUCUGGAUGGACUGGAAGAGAAGGAGCGGGCACAGGCAAAGAUUCAAAAGUUCAUCUCAGCACUCUGAUCGAUAGACGUUAGUUUUAUUCACCGAAAAAAAAGAAAAAAAAAAAAAAAAAAAAGGAAAAAAGAAAAAAUGAAAAGAUGUUGUUAGUCUCUAGGGGCGUGUUAUUUUGUAGUGAUUUUGUAAAAGUAGUUCUAUGUUGUGUUAUUUACCUAUCCACAACAUUUUUGUGAAGUAGCACUUGAAAAAAAAAAAAAAAAUGCUGUUAAAAGUAUUAUUUUUGAAAUUAUACGUAUAAGAAAAUGUUUCUAAAUCUAAAAUAGAAAAAUAUUAGACAUUUAAUAUUUUAAUUGAGGCAUCAAACCCUUUUUGUAUUAAAGAAACGCUUAUUAAAUAUGAUUGAAUAAAAAAAUCUUAAUAAUUCAUAGUCUA
Messenger RNA from Ziziphus jujuba (common jujube), 2095 nucleotides. RefSeq lists its product as uncharacterized. The coding region runs from base 119 to 1726 and encodes 535 amino acids. The transcript is spliced from 8 exons. Lineage: Eukaryota; Viridiplantae; Streptophyta; Magnoliopsida; Rosales; Rhamnaceae. Gene Ontology annotation, cellular component: spliceosomal complex. The record is from RefSeq and is a predicted model, not a curated record.